AGAAUCUGAAAAGCAUCACAGGAGCCUCUGGAUAAAGACCUGCCCCAGUAGCAAGGCUAGGAGACAGAGGAUUCCUGCUCAGUGAUAAAGCAUGAAACAGAUGUAAGGAAGCAGUAUGGAGCUCAAGAGAGGAAAGACCUUCAUAAAAUCCAGUGUGCAACAUGAGAAGGUGCCACCAGUGCCCACAAUUCCUAACAACAAAGAUGAUACAGGGAAAGACAAAAAGGCAGCUCUGGAGGGAAACCAAAGUGUAGCUGAAGUCCAGCUGGCAUGUUUGGCCACGCACAAGAACUACAGAUUUUCCACCAGAGGAGCAAGGAAUGGGUCUGGUGACAACUGCCUGGAAAAACCAUCUGGGUCCUCUUACAAAUUUGUAAGGAAGAGUAAAACCCAUGACUGCGUUCCUGAGGCAGACAAAACAGAGCACUGUAGCCCCAGCAGCAGGGUUUGUGAAGAAGGUUUGUCUGGAAAGGGUAAGGGCCGACUUGUCAAUAGCAUCAGCUUUUCAGGGAUGUCCAGCUCCAGCAGUAAGAAAGAGUAUGUGGUCAGCCCCAGCCAGUCUGUAUGCAGCAGUCAGAUGAUCGAUUACAGAAACUUUGUGCCACAGAUGCCUUUUGUACCAGCUGUCGCAAAAACCAUUCCGAGGAAGAGGAUUUCCCUCAAGAGAUCUAAGAAAGGGCUCAGAGAUAUAUUUCAUAUAAAAAAAAAUAAACCAGAGAGCCUCACGUUCCUGGUUGAGAAGGACAAGAAUCUGUCCUCUCCAGGCUGCAAAAGUGAGUUGUCUGGGCGUCUUGCAAAGUAUCUUUUCAAAACCGGAGAAACAUUUGCAGCUGAUUGCUUGUCACAAGACUGCUCAGACAGCGAACUGCAGUCUGACUCUUCCUAUGACUGCUGCAACACCCUGUGCGAAGAUGUUGCCUCGCUGAAGAGUUUUGAUUCUCUCACUGGCUGUGGGGAAAUCUUUGCUGAUGAGACCUCUGCUCACCUGGAGCUGGAGAACAACAAAGAGGUUCUGCUGAGACGAAGCAAGCACAAAGACAGCCCUGUCAUGGGCUCUUUCCAAGGGGGUGUGGAGCAGUUGGCAUCUCCUGGCCAGAAUGAGACUGUUGAAUUUGCAAAGUUUUGGGACAACAUCAACAAAUCAGUAAGGCUACAUCAGAGUGCUCUGUUUGAUAAGAAGUUACUGAAGAUACCUGGUCCUGAUGUGGAAAAGGCUAGAAGCCAGGCUGCUGCAUCUGUGACAGACCCUCAAAUGUCACCUGAUAAAGACGGUGACAAUUCCAAAGAGAACUCCACAGAAACAGGAACACCAAAAAGUGACAACCAGGAAUCCACAUCCACAAGUGAUGAAGGCUACUAUGAUUCAUUCUCUCCUGGACAAGAUGAUGAAGUGAAGGAAGCUCAGACCCCUGGGGUCCCAGGUAGAUUUCCAAGAGACAGCUACAGCGGAGAUGCCCUUUAUGAGCUCUUCUAUGACCCAAACGAAGUCAAAAUAAACCCAGUCCUAGAUGAUGACUUGUGCACAUCUGAGAGCAUUUCAGAACAAGCUAUUGAAAUCCCUUUGUCCAUUUACAGCUUUCAUGUUGGAGCUGAGGAGAACAUGGCUUCCCAACCAGCUCUAGACAUUAUCAGCCAGGGUUUCUUCCACAGCACAUGGAAAGGCAAAGAAUGUUUGCUAAAGCUCUGCGAUACUGAGCUUUCACUUACCAUGGGGAUAAUAAACUGGCUGCGAAAACACUCGGGACUAAUUUCUUCCCCUGACUCUCUUCAAAGUCCUCAGUCACAGCCAGAAAAGUCUAAUGAUGCAUCGAUCCUGCCCAGCCCCAGUCCAGAGCAGAAAGUGAGCACAGAAGCUCAGCAGGACAAACCAAGCAAGGAAGAAUGUAAUACAUUUAACCUAUGCGUGUCUUUGGACGAAAGCAAACCUGCAACCCAGGCCUCUUCAGUAAAGGUUACUGAAAGAGACCACAGCCUGGAUUCUUGCCCUAACACAUCUGAUUUGGAUUUCCAAGGAAGGGAAGGGAGUCACUGUAAGGAUUCAUCUACAGCGCCUGGGACUGGGGAAACCACCAGAGCACAAAGUUAUGCACCACAAUCACAGGCUAACAGAGACAAUCUGCAGACAUCUUCAACUGAGAAUGAGAAGGCAACAAUUUCAGAAGGAUGUGAGACAUCGAGAGAUAAAAACGCACUGCCAGCAAAGCUGAACAGAGAGAGUGGCUCCCAGAGCAUUGAAAACCCUUCGUUAGAUGAUAAUCAUGAAGUAGAAUCAUGUUACUCCUACAAGACUGCUGCGACCUCACUCCUGGAUCCCCUUGAGAGGGAGGACACAAAUAAACCCAUGUAUCACUCUCUCUCUAUUUCCUGUGACAAAACGCUGCAGCCUCUUACCCUCAGACGCUUCCAGAGCUACAUUAGCUCCACACCAACAGAGAGCAGCACUAACAUAGUGCAGCUCUUAGAGCGCUGUGUAACACAAGUGGCAUCAUUAAAAAUCAGCUAUGAAAACAAGCAUCUGAAAGACAAAUGCAUUGGGAAUGAAAUGAACAAUAUCAUUCAUAAGAUGUCUCAGUACAAAAACAAGUUAUUGUUGCAAAAUGAAUGCAACUGCAUUGCUCAAAAUCCAGAAUACUCCAGUAUUCCUAGCCCAAACCAAUACAAUUAUGAGACAAGUUUCCAGUCCAGUGGUCUGUAUCAUCUGAAGCAAAAUGGGGAGCAAAUUUGCUCUGAAGAUCAGGAAAGUAGAGCAAAAAUCCUCAAUGAGGUUACCAGAAGCAAGGUAAAUUUUGAAUAUGCCCAGCUAAAUAAUCAAGCCCUCUCCUACUUAAAAGACUUUACAUUUGAUCUCAGUCCAAAUGACUCUGCCCCUGCUACAACUCUUAGUAGACCAACAUUUUUACCUCUCUUUAACUCUGCCUGCUCAAACAUACCUGCUACUUUUUCACAAGCUUCAUACAGCACCACCAUUUCUCUAGCUGACUCACUGCAGCCUCAGGAGGCCAAGCAGUGCAGCCCAGGGCUGUGGAGUUAUUCAGAGACCCCCUGCAGGGGCCUGGAUGGAGGGAGCGCUCUGUCCCCUCACGCAGAGGCAGCAACCUCGGACACGGCAGUGACAGGGAGGAACCACCAGUAACACACCUGUAUUGAGAAGGUACAACGCUGAAGAAUCCACUUGUAGAUAUGGAUGCUGCCCCGCCAUGUGUAAUAUAGCAUGACAUAUUUCCAUGACGUUGUAUCGAUGUCAGAAUCAACAAGGAUUUCUCUCUAGAGAUCCCACUAGAGAUGUUGUGGCAGAAAAUCAUGCUAGUCUAACUGAUUAAUAUAGUUAGGAGUUCCUGACAACCACACCUCCCUGAAACUGUGUCUGCAGAUGGGUGGUAACUAACAGUCUUUUUUGAGGAAAAAAAAAACAACAACAAAAAAACCUCAAAACCCAAACAAAAAACAACCCCAAAAAACCCUUCAGUGGGUUUGUGAAAAAAUUCAUGCCAUGACAAGAAGGUUUAAGAAAAAAAGAUGGCAUGUUUCGAUCACAUCGGACCACACAACAGCUGAGAAUACCACUAUAUUUUUAAAAUGCAGGUAUCUGCAGCAUUCACUUGGGCAGUUGUUAUAAAGUGAUAAAAUUGUUCUCCGUUGUGCUAAUUUUUCUUGAAUUUUACAGAAAUACUUUAUAUAUUUUAUGGCAACUGUUUAACCAUCUUAAAGAAACAAGGUUCUAGACUGCAGAUUACAUUAGUAUGGCAAGAUUUACUGCCUGUGGAAAGAUAUUUUGUAAACAUACAAAUGAAAAUAUCAGGAAGCAUAAUAUAGUAUGCCCUAUAUUGUCCAAAGACAUGUAUUUAUCAUGAGCAGAAAUGGUGAAUAGGAUGAGGAUGUGUACUUGAAAAUCAUAAUCAAAAAGAUAACUUCUUGGUUCUGUUUUAAAGGAGAGAAAACAUGCUGUUUAUAUCCAUGACAACAGCUGUACUUUAUCUUAUACAAAGCCUUCUUUUUCCAAUUUAAAAACCAGUCUCAAAGUACUAGGUAGGAUACAUUGUUAACCCAGCUUUGUUUUUUUUUGUGGCAACCUUGGAGUCAGUUUAACAGAACAGUCAUACCCCAGUUGGAAUUUGGUCUUGGCUGCCUUACACUCUGAGAAUAAACUGAAGAAAAACCAACUGUGCUUUGUAGAUGGAACCAGAUGAUCAAGAUUGAUUGCCCUGAGCUUUGCUGUCUUGGGGAAAAGUGGAAGAAGGACCUAUGAGGCUUGCACUGAAGCAAGGUUAAAAUAAUUGCUUCCUGGCUCAACAGUGAGCUCACACCUUGGUACAGAAGACGGCAACCUUAUUCCUAAAAUUCACUGAAGUGGCAAGGAAUUAAUCUCAUUUAGCUUUAUUCGCCAAGGUAACUGUCCAUACUUUGUCUAUAGUAAACAGAAGGCAACAAAUAACUACAGAGGUUGAUGAAAGACUCUCUGGAAAUAAUUCUCUCUAUAUAUUUACAAUAUAAGGCUCCUGGACAAAUACCUUCAAUUAGAUGCCUGAAUUUUGACGUCUAAAUUUAAGAUGAUUUCUACCUUAAAUCUUUUAUAAUGGCAAUAACAUAUAUCCACAGCAUUUAAAUGAUGUCUGCAUUUUUAAAAACUGUAUGCAUCAAGACUAUGAUGCUAUAAGAUGAAACCACAUCCCCUAGAUACGAUAUGCACUUUCUCAGUAUUACUCUACAAUUACCAAGAAGAGAGAGGUUCUCUCUCCAACAUCCCGAGACUGCUAAUACAAGUCAACUUUCAGAAUGCAGUCAAUUUACCACCAGUACCUCCUUAAAAUAUAGAUUAUAGGUGCCCAAGACCCUCUUCCAUGGCACAAAACUACAUCUCUGAGGACUGCUAAAAAUCUGCCAUUUAAACUAUAAAAGCCUGAAAUGCCAAGUUCAUCAUAUAGGCAUUCUUUCCUGAAAUGCUAAAUGACACAUUAGAUUUGGGCUAAUCAAAUAACAAUAAAAAACAUAGGGCUUAACAUUUCAGCAACAGACAGAGUCUGUACAAAAACUAGUUGUUCCUCAUACAAGUGAUCCCUUUCCUUUUGUAAUUACUACGCUAGCCUCCUUCACUACCUUCGCUCACCAACUGUCUCUUGUAAAAGUGCACAGAGCCUCAAUGGAACAGAGAGGCAGAACUUCCCAACUCUGUAACAUACUGCUCAUCUCUUCCCUGGAUUGCAAGUUGAGUAACCAACAUUAUGGAGGAAAAGAAAGGCAACAGAAGGAGAAAAUUCACUUUGCUGCCACAAAGCAAAGGAGACAAUAUUCCAAAGGAGACUAUUAUUCCUCCUGCCUUACAGGCACAGAGCAACAAACCAUUUGUCUAACAUUAUUUAUCUCCCAGUUUGGUGCCUUCUUUCUCCUUCUGCUGCUCUUCUCCCUGUAAGUCCUACUCACCUGUCAGAGCUACCCAGUCCCUGCUGCUGCUUAUAUUAAAAGUACCCCGAUCUCCUCUCUUGUGCUCACUGCCCUUCACGCAGAGAGAAGCAAACAGCUUCCCUCUGUAGGCCACCUUCUGCUCUCCUCCCAGACUUUAAAGCUGGGCUUUGUGGCACUGUCUGUGCCUGGACAGUGGUUCCCUUAUGAUACAAACCAUAGGGAAUGAGUGCAGACAGGGACUUAUGCAGGCCCAGCGUUGACACACAUACCCCACAGUUCCACAUGCACAUACUUCUGUUGGGGAAGUAGGGAGGCAUGUAGAUUUAUGAGCCACCUGCAGCCUUUGAGCUUAUGGACACAUCUAGUUCUAGCAAUAAGUGUAUUGUGCUCUGAGAUUCAAACGUCCUGGGUUCAGCCCAUGCUGCCAAGAGAACAACUGUGGAUCUGCAUUACACACCAUGGAAAAAAUGCCUGUGGGUAGUCUAUUCUAGUUCUCCCCAUGGAAUUGCAUGACUGCUAGUACAAUGUUGGGGGAAGCUCAAAAAUUUUCAGGGCUUAAUCAUUCUCCGUUUAAAGAACUAACAGAAAAUCUACCUCCUCAGAAUCAUAUUGAAUAAGAGGUUUACCAAGAUUGGCUGUAAACUAGUUUGGAGGAAAAUCUUUAGAUUAAACUUGUUAUAUUACAUGAGAAACACCUCCUUAAGAAAUGAGAACAUGCUGGUGAAAUUCACCCAUAUAUUUGAAUAUUCAAUUUCUCAUGCAGUGUGUAGCUGUGGAGAACAAGUUCCUUCCACCUGUUUUCAGCCUAACAUCCUGACAUUCCCCUUCGGUGUUAGAUGGCUUUUUAACUUUUAAAUAGAUAAUACAAAAAUUUAAGAUAAAUUUUUAAAAACUUUGCACAGACUUUUGUGGCUACAGAAUUUCAGAUCAGCUUCUGUGAAACUGCUCAUCUAUUUAAUGUCUUGUUUUUACAAGAAUAGAAGCAGUGACCAGUUGUGUCCACACAAUCAGAAUAAUAAUUAAAAAAACAAUAUCUUUGUGCUAAAGAUAAUCUCCAAAGAAUAAAAAAGAUUUUUUUCCCUUCUGAUGGUUCACUGAAAUGUAGAAAAAUUCUUUUUAAAAAGUUAUAUUCUGCUAGAGACAUCAAUCCUUGACAUUCCUUCUUUUAAUGAAGUUUUCUAGAGUUUCAGAGGUGUUUUGGGAACUCCCAGGACAUAGAACAGGUACCUGAAUACCCUUAAUAAAACCCCACUUCCUGCUUUGAAUGGAGAGAGCAUUCACCACUUUACAGAACUGGAGUGUUAAUAAUCUCAUGCUAGUAAAAAUGCCUGGAAAAAAAGUAGGAAGAAAUAUCAGAGCCACAUGAACUGUCAGGUAAGUGUCCCUUCCAAAAGCAAAGUAUUAAAAUGGCAUUCAGGUAUUCCAGUCAAAUAUAAGUGAUGUGAACUUAGCAACAAAUAGUUGAGUAACAUUUUGCUUCACUUACAGUAUUUAAUUGUUCAAAAUAAGUUGGAGUGUUUGGUGGCAAGAUAUUGUAAAUGCUUAGCUUUGCGGCAAAUGCACAGGCUGCACAAUGAAGUUGCAGGUAAAUGGAGGGAUAUUUAAGAGCGAACAAUGUCACAUAUUCCAGCUUCUACGUAAUGAAAAGGACACAAACCAGUGAUACUCUUGGACAAUGUAUGUGCAUGGUACAUAUAUAUACACAUGCAUAAUGAGGGUGUACAUGCACAUAAAAGAGGGGUAGUGCAAACUUGUUAAGUUCAAGAAUAGGGAAGAAAUCUGAAGCAGGUACCAUUUAAAAAUCUGAGUAGCACAUUAAUAAAAUUUUCAAUACAUACAUGAUUUACUCUGUAACUAAGAUACAUGCAUUUAUAUGCUGUUUAACAUAUUUUAUUAACUAUUUUUCAUAUGUCAUAUCUGAUGUACAUAUGCUUUAUGUAUUAUAUUUUAGUUACCAUAUUCUAUGUCACAUACUAAAGUCACUUGGAUUCUAUGUUAUGUUUGGUCUCUGAUCAACACUGCUUUAUUGCUUUACAUGACGAUAAUGAAUCACUAUUUCCAGCACUGCAAAUUUGUUUUUCAGAAAAAAAACCCUACUGCUUAUGAAGAAUUUUGUUUUCUUAAAUCCCUCGCCUAUAUAUGAGGCUUGAGGAACCAAAAUUCACUAUUCCUCUAAUUCUCCUCUGUGUGGAAGAACCUGGCUUAUCAAUCAAUCAGUACUGGGAGAAUCAGAAUACUGAGAUCAAAAUACUACCUACUGUAAUCUUAUUCUGAAGAAGUUAGUAGAUUAUCAAGUGUAUGCCAUUUGGAAAGUGGAUAGUUUCUAAACAUAGGCACUUCCUGCUUUGAGAAGUGCCAUGUUUAAGAAGAAGGGAAGUUCCGGCUUCUCUGAAGAAUUAGUCCUGAUCUAACUGUUUAACAAAAGCUCAUCUGUACCUUUUGCAGCAUGCUUUAUAAAUCAGUUGGUCGACUCCUUGAAGAAAGUGCUAAUUUCCAGGCACAUCUUAAAGUGUCUCAACUUCGUAAGUCUUAACUGUCUGAGAAAUAAAGAAAAUAAAUUAAGAGUUAAACCUGGCAUAAGAGAGCACAGACUACAGUUUGAAGCUUAACACUAGUUAAGUAUAUAUGCACAUUAUAUUUGCCUUGUCUUUCUAACUGUGGGAAACCGUUUAAGUAAAAGGAUAUUUAGAAAUUCUUCAAAACUUCAGCAAGAUAAAGAUGCAUCAUUUUUUAAGUUGAUAAAACACACUUCUCAAUUUAGUUUUCUGUAGCCAUGUUUUAAAUAUAUUUAUAGCUUUAUACUUUAAUACAAUGCAAUAAGAGCUAGCGGAAAAGUUCCU
Molecule: messenger RNA, 8240 nt
Organism: Phalacrocorax carbo (great cormorant)
Lineage: Eukaryota; Metazoa; Chordata; Aves; Suliformes; Phalacrocoracidae
Source: RefSeq, a predicted model, not a curated record